Molecule: messenger RNA, 1641 nt
Organism: Purpureocillium lilacinum
Lineage: Eukaryota; Fungi; Ascomycota; Sordariomycetes; Hypocreales; Ophiocordycipitaceae
Product: putative zinc transporter msc2
Biological process (GO): zinc ion import into Golgi lumen; intracellular zinc ion homeostasis
Cellular component (GO): cytoplasmic vesicle; membrane; Golgi apparatus
Molecular function (GO): zinc ion transmembrane transporter activity
Source: RefSeq, a predicted model, not a curated record
AUGGCCUCGCCGUACGCCCUGCCGUCGUCUGCGCUCCCGCACGCGCACCAACACCACAUCCACGGCCACUCGCAUUCGCACUCCCACUCCCACUCGCAGUCGUCGCUGACGGCCUGGCGCUCCUCCAUGUCGCGCGAGUCUUUACCCACGCACGUCGACGAGGACGCCCGCGACCACGACCACCGGGGCCACUCCCACUCCCGUCACCACUCGCACAACCGCGCCGGCUCGCACGCGUCCAACUCGAGCGCCUCGCUGCUGAGGGACAAGGCUCCGCCGGCCGCGUUGGACACGCUCGCCGGGUGGACGCAGGAAACGACGGCCAGCGGCAAGAGCAUCGUGACGCCCGCCGCCGUCGACGCCCUGACGAAGCCAUACUCGCCGCCGACCAAGGAGCACAGUCACCGACACAGCCAUCAUGGCCACGGCCACGGGCACAGCUCAGACCACGACCACCAUCACGACCAUGGCUCACAUCACGGCCAUGUGCACGCGCACGCGCAUUCGCAUUCGGACGAAAAAGCCGAGCGGUCACUCUUUACGCGGACGAUACUGCCGUACACCGCGCGAUUCCCCAUUCUCCACGCUAUCCUGGUCGAAAAGGAUUCGAGAAGGAUAUUCUACUUCAUGACCCUCAAUUUCUGCUUCAUGACAGUGCAGGCGUUUUAUGGCUACGUGACCGACUCCCUUGGCCUGCUCAGCGACAGUAUACACAUGUUCUUCGAUUGCGUGGCGCUCCUUGUUGGACUGUUGGCGGCCGUCAUGAGCAAAUGGCCCCCGAGCCAAAAGUUCCCCUACGGCUUCGGCAAGAUUGAGACGCUGAGUGGCUUCGCCAACGGCAUUCUGCUGAUGCUCCUGAGCGUCGAGAUUGCAUUUGAGGCAUUUGAGCGGCUGUGGGAGGGCACCAAGACCAAGCGGCUUGGCGAGCUGUUCAUCGUCAGCAGCAUGGGGCUGGCAGUCAACUUGGUCGGCAUGAUGGCAUUUGGGCAUCACCAUCAUGGACACGACCACGGCCACUCGCAUGGCCACUCGCACGACCACGAUCACGAUCACGGCCAUGACCAUGGUCACUCUCAUACACAUGAUGACCAUGGGCACGGCCAUCAGGGGUGCAGCUCGCACGACAACGAAAACAUGCACGGCAUCUACCUGCAUGUGCUCGCAGAUACGCUGGGCAGCGUAUCGGUCAUUGUGUCGACGAUCCUGACGAGCAUAUGGGGUUGGUCAGGAUGGGACCCGUUGGCGUCCUGUCUGAUUGCGGCGCUCAUCUUCCUGUCAUCGAAGCCUCUGGUCGUGUCGUGCGCGAAGCGGCUGCUGCUGAGCGUGCCCGAGGACACAGAGUACACGAUGCGCAACACACUAGGCGGCAUCUUGCAGCAGCGCGGAGUAGUCAGCUACACGGCGCCCAAGCUGUGGCUGGACGACCGGACGGGCAGCCGUGGCGGGAGUCGGUUGGUGGGUGUGGUUCACGUCGCCGUGGCCCGCGGCGUGGGCAUGGACGAGGCCAGAGAGCGCGUGCGGGAGUACCUGCUGCGGGAGGGCAUCGACGCAACGGUGCAGGUGGAGCGGGAGGGCGACAACGGCUGCUGGUGCGCGAGGGGACGAACGCCGGCGACACCAGCGACGCCGAAGCCGUUUUGA